This is a messenger RNA of Parnassius mnemosyne (clouded apollo), 1821 nucleotides long. NCBI's taxonomy places the organism in Eukaryota, Metazoa, Arthropoda, Insecta, Lepidoptera, Papilionidae. The record is from the annotation of a GenBank genome assembly.
UUGAGAUUCUUAGAUUCAUUUAAGUUUUUAUCGUGUAAAUUAGAAGAAUUGGCCAUAAAUCUCAGUAAUGAUCAAUUUCAAGAAUUACGUAGAAAUUACCCUAAUGAUGAAGAUUUCUUUCGUUUAAAACGGAAAGGUGUUUAUCCAUAUGAACUUAUGACUAAUUAUGAUAGUUUAAGCCUAACAUCGCUCCCUGAACAAAAAUGUUUUUAUAGUUCGCUCACAGAUUCACAUAUUUCAAAUGAUGAUUACAAUCAUGCUAAAGAUGUUUGGGAACAUUUUGGGUGUUGUAAUAUGCUAGAUUAUUCAAACCUGUAUUUAAAAACAGACGUUUUACUUUUAUCCGAUGUAUUUGAAAACUUUAGAAAGUUAUGUAUUAAUACAUAUGAUUUAGACCCUGUCCAUUAUUACACAGCACCCGGUUUAAGUUGGGAUGCAAUGUUAAAAUAUACAAAAAUAGAAUUAGAACUUUUAACAGAUUAUGAGAAAAUUGCAUUUAUUAGAUCAGGUAUCAGAGGUGGUGUAUCUCAAUGUAGUAAUCGUUAUGCUAGAGCUAAUAACAAAUACAUGGAGGAUUAUGAUACAGGGAAACCAAAUUCAUAUAUCACAUAUUUUGAUGCCAACAAUUUAUAUGGUUGGGCUAUGUCUCAAUAUCUUCCUACUGGUGGAUUCGAAUGGGUAAAUCCAAAUACAGAAUUUAAUGUUUUUAAGACAUCAGACUUCGGUUUUAUUUUAGAAGUUGAUUUGGAAUAUCCAGAUGAACUUCAUGAUUUACAUUCGGACUUUCCUUUAUGUCCAGAAAACAUUUGUGUAGGCAAUAUUAAUGAGAAUAAACUAGUCCCAAAUUUAAAUAAUAAAGAUAAAUAUGUAAUUCAUUACAGAAAUUUAAAGCAGUGCAUAGAAAUGGGGGUUAAAUUAACUAAAAUUCAUAGAGUUUUAAAAUUUAAACAGUCUCCCUGGUUGAAGAUGUACAUAGAUCUAAACACAAAAUUAAGAACUUUAGCAAAAUCAGAUUUCGAAAAAGAUUUUUAUAAAUUAAUGAAUAAUUCAGUCUUCGGUAAGACUAUGGAGAAUAUUGAAAAAAGGGUUAACAUAAAAUUAGUUACGCACUGGGAGAACCAGGGUAAAGCUUUAGGUGCUCAAGAUCUAAUCGCUAAACCACAAUUUCAUAGCCUUUCAAUAUUUUCGGAAAACCUAGUUGCGGUUCAGUUGCGAAAAACGAAGUUAAUAUAUAACAAACCAAAUUAUUUAGGGUUUUGCAUUUUAGAUAUUUCAAAAAUAUUAAUGUAUGAUUUUCAUUAUAACUAUAUGAUUAAAAAGUUUAGUAAAAUCAAAUUAUUGUAUACAGAUACGGAUAGUUUAAUAUAUCAUAUAUUUACAAAUGAUUUUUACAUUGAUAUAAAACCUGACCUUUCAUCAUACUUUGAUACCUCAGAUUAUGAUACAAAUAAUAUUUUUGAAUAUCCAAAAUUAAAUAAAAAGAAAUUAGGUUUUUUUAAAGAUGAAAAUAAUGGUAAAAUCAUGAAAGAAUUUGUGGGUUUACGAUCCAAAAUGUACGCUUUUAACUUAGAGAAUAAGACUAUAGCCAAUGCAAAAGGGGUAAAUAAAUGUAUCACUAAAAACAUGACAAUGAAUAGUUAUAAGUCUUCUCUAUUUAAUAAAAAAGUGCAAUAUUAUAGUAUGCUUAGAUUUAAAUCAAUUAAACACACAAUUUUCACACAAAAAUUAAAUAAGAUAGGUUUAUCAUAUAAUGACACAAAGAGACAUAUUUUAGAUAAUAAUAUUGAAACAUUAGCUUGGGGUCAUUAUAAACUGCGUUAA